AGAGCGAGAGACUAACGGGCGCAUCUUGAACAUAUCUGUCUUUCCUGCCUAAUGUCCCACGGAGUAGGUUAAGCCACGUGCAUUUACAGGCUAUUUCAUUACUUCGCCACAAAGGUCCAGUUUUUUGUGUUCCAGUGAAGCAUACGGCAUCAUCAUGGUCAAACUAGCAAAGGCAGCAGCAAAGCAAGCAACCCAAAAGAAAAAGGCUCCACCACCUCCUAAAGAAGUAGAGGAGGAAUCUAGUGAAGAGGAAAACAGUGAAGAGGAGACCCCUCCACCUAAAAGCAAGAAGGCCACACCAGCUAAGGCAACCCCAGCUGUUAAGAAUGGCAGUGCAGCAAAAAAAGCAGAAAGUGAAGAUGAGGAAGAGGAUGAUUCUGAAGAGUCAUCUGAAGAAGAAGCACCCCCACCAAAGAAAACCCCAGUAAAAAAAACAGCCAAGGCUGCCCCUGCGGCAGCGGAGGAGGAGGAGGAGGAGGACGACGACGAUGAAGACGACGACGAGGAUGACGAUGAUGAGGAAUCAGAGGAAGAGGCCCCACCCCCUAAGAAGGCUGCUCCCGUCAAACCAAAAUCCAAACAACCUGUAAAAGCAAAGCCCGCUGAGGAAGAGGAGGAGGAUGAUGAUGACGAUGAUGAAGACUCAGAAGAAGAGAUGGACACAACUCCUGCCACAAAGGCAAAGAAAGCAGGCAUGGUUAAGGCAAAGGAAGAGUCAGAGGAGGAGGAGGAGGACGACGACGACGAUGAGGAGGAAGAGGAGGAGGAUGACGAGGAAGAGGACGCUGCAGUGACCCUUGGCAAGAGGAAGGCAGAGAGCAAAAAGGCUACACCUCCUGCCAAAAAGGCAAAGUCAGAAGGCACAGGUUUCUGUCUAUUUGUUGGCAACUUGAAUUCAAAUAAGGACUUCGAAGAAAUCAAAUCAUCCCUUAAGAAGUUCUUUUCAAAGAACAGCCUUGAGAUUGCUGACAUUCGCUUGGGUGGAUCCAAGAAGUUUGGCUAUGUGGACUUUGCAUCUGAGGAGGAAAUGCAGAAGGCACUGGAGCUCAAUGGCAAGAAGUUCAUGGGGCAGGAGCUAAAGUUGGACAAGGCCAGAAGCAAGGAGAGCUCACAGGAGGGCAAGAAAGAAAAGGAUGCGCGGACUCUGUUUGUUAAAAACCUUCCAUAUUCUGCAACGGCUGAUGACCUCAAGGAAGUCUUUGAAAAUGCAGUUGACGUCAGGUUACCUGUAGGCCAGAAUGGUUCAAACAGGGGAAUUGCCUUUGUAGAGUUCCAAACUGAAGCUGAUGCUGAGAAGAUGAUGGAGGAGGCCCAGGGAGCUGAUGUACAGGGAAGGUCUAUUAUUGUUGACUAUGUUGGAGGAAAAAGCCAGAAGGGGCCUAAAGUAGGAGCAGCAGGAGCACCUUGUAAAACCCUGGUAGUGAACAAUCUUGCUUAUAGUGCUACAGAGGAUACCUUGCAGUCCACAUUUGAGAAGGCAGUUGCUAUAAGGAUGCCACAAAGAGAUGGCAGAGCCAAAGGUUAUGCUUUUGUAGAAUUUGAGAAUGAAGAAGACGCCAAGGAGGCUUUGGAUAACUUGAACAACACAGAAAUUGAUGGCCGAACAGUCCGACUGGAGUACAGCCAAAAUGGUGGCGGCAGAGAUGGUGGCAGAGGAAAUGCAGGUCCAACAAAAACCCUCUUUGUAAAGGGCCUGUCUGAGGACACAACUGAUCAGACCCUUAAGGAUGCAUUUGAGAGUGCCGUAGGAGCCAGAAUAGUCACAGACCGAGAGACUGGGUCGUCUAAAGGGUUUGGCUUUGUGGAUUUCGACAAUGAGGAUGAUUGCAAAGCAGCCAAGGAGGCAAUGGAUGAUGGUGAAAUUGAUGGCACCAAGGUGACCUUAGACUAUGCCAAGCCCAAAGGUGAAGGAGGUUUCCGUGGAGGCCGCGGAGGUGGUGGAUUCGGCGGUGGAUUCGGCGGCGGAUUUGGUGGCGGAUUCGGCGGCCGUGGAGGAUUUGGUGGUCGUGGGGGAGGCAGAGGUGGUCGUGGUGGUUUCGGUGGCCGUGGGGGAGGCAGAGGAAGAGGAGGCCCUCGUGGAGGUGGACGAGGACGUGGUGGCUUCAUGGGAGGAAGAGGUGGCGGAGGAUUUGGAGCCAAACCCCAGGGGAAGAAAAUUAAGUUUGAUGACUAACUCUUAGUCUAUUUUACUCUUUGAAUGGACUCUGGUUUCAUCAGUUUUCAGAGCUUUUGGACAUUCCAGAAAGCAUCAUUGAUAUGUAUUUAACUGUUUAUGGGCAUUUUAGCCCUUUAUUUCACUCAACCUUGCCCUUUUGGCCACUUGUUUGCCGGAAUGGUACUUUUGACCCUCUCAGUUCAUGUGCUAUGUGUGAAAACUGAAUGUCCUGAAUGCAAACUUGCACCUCCUGCCCUCAUUAGCUGACUUGGUUUUCCGAAGAAAUGGAAUGAGUCUAUCAAACAAGUUUGCUGUGGAAAAACAAGUCUGUCAGAUACAUCGUGUAAAUUUAAACUUUGUUUUAUUUUACUUUUUUUUUUUUUUUUUGUAAAAAAAAACUCGUAUUGUGUUUUUAUUUCGUUUUAGUUUGCUUUAGGUGCCAAGUUUUACUGUAAUGUGCAAAGCAUAUUUUGGUAGAUUUGAGAGCGUUGAGUGAGCAAAGAUGUUCCUGUUUGGUGGGGUCACGGAGUGACUCGUAACUGUAACAUAUUUGUAGUGCAUUGUCCAUUUAUCUUUCCCCAUCUCAGAAUCUAAAGAUUUUCAUGUUAUUCAAUAAAACUUGUAGGGUGAUUUUUAAA
Messenger RNA from Betta splendens (Siamese fighting fish), 2793 nucleotides. RefSeq names its product nucleolin (gene nucleolin). Bases 155 to 2173 code for a protein of 672 amino acids. Lineage: Eukaryota; Metazoa; Chordata; Actinopteri; Anabantiformes; Osphronemidae. The transcript has 16 exons. Gene Ontology annotation, molecular function: RNA binding. The record is from RefSeq and is a predicted model, not a curated record.